CUGGCCUACGAACGGAUGUUGCGUUUGUCCCAGGACCCCUCCUGCCUAUGUUUCUCUUGGAACAGAAGAGUCACCGAGCAGGGAAAGCUGACUGCAAGAGAGCGAGUUCUUCUGUUGUUGGACCCUGACAGUUUUGUUGAAUAUGACAUGUUUGUGGAACACAGAUGUUCAGAUUUUGGGAUGGAAGCUGAUAAAAAUAAGUAUCCAGGAGACAGUGUGGUGACUGGCCAGGGCAGGAUUAAUGGGAGACUAGCUUACGUCUUCAGUCAGGAUUUUACUGUAUUUGGUGGAAGUUUGUCAGGAGCUCAUGCACAAAAGAUCUGCAAGAUCAUGGAUCAAGCUGCCAUGGUUGGAGCUCCAGUGAUUGGGCUGAAUGACUCUGGAGGAGCCCGUAUCCAGGAGGGAGUGGAGUCUUUGGCUGGCUACGCUGAUAUCUUCUUGAGAAAUGUUCUGUGCUCGGGGGUAAUCCCGCAAAUUUCUCUCAUCAUGGGCCCUUGUGCAGGUGGAGCGGUCUACUCGCCUGCCUUGACGGAUUUUACGUUCAUGGUGAAGGACACGUCCUACCUGUUCAUUACAGGCCCUGAUGUAGUCAAGUCAGUUACAAAUGAAGAUGUCACUCAGGAGCAGCUUGGGGGUGCAAAGACACACACUGCUGUGUCAGGGGUUGCACACAGGGCCUUUGAGAAUGACAUUGAUGCUUUGCUUAAUCUCCGGGAAUUCUUUAAUUACUUGCCUCUCAGUAACCGUGAUCCAGCCCCUGUCUGUGAAUGUCAUGAUCCCAGCUACCGCUUGGUUCCCGAGUUGGAUACUAUUGUCCCAAUGGAAUCUACAAAAGCAUAUGACAUGCUGGACAUCAUACAUGCGACUGUUGAUGAGAGGGAAUUCUUUGAGAUCAUGCCUUCCUAUGCCAGAAACAUAGUGGUUGGAUUUGCCAGGAUGAAUGGAAGAACCAUUGGAAUUGUGGGCAAUCAGCCCAAAGUUGCAUCAGGGUGCUUAGACAUAAAUUCCUCUGUGAAAGGAGCUCGUUUUGUCCGGUUCUGCGAUGCCUUCAACAUUCCUCUGAUCACUUUUGUGGACGUCCCAGGAUUUCUGCCAGGUACGGCCCAGGAGUAUGGUGGAAUCAUACGUCAUGGGGCAAAACUCCUCUUUGCCUUUGCAGAAGCAACUGUGCCCAAAAUCACGAUAAUCACCAGAAAGGCUUAUGGGGGUGCUUACGAUGUGAUGAGUUCAAAGCAUUUACGAGGAGAUGUUAAUUACGCGUGGCCUACUGCGGAGGUUGCAGUGAUGGGUGCAAAAGGUGCUGUGCAGAUCAUUUUCAGAGGAAAAGGGGCGCAUGCAGAGGCAGAAUACAUAGAUAAGUUUGCAAACCCUUUCCCUGCAGCCAUAAGAGGGUUUGUGGACGACCUCAUUCAGCCGGCCACCACUCGGCUCCGCAUCUGUCGCGACCUGGAAGUCCUGGCAAGCAAGGUGCAGACCAAUCCCUGGAAGAAGCAUGCGAACAUGCCACUCUAAACAGGGCUGGUGGAUGGAGCAGAGCACAAAUAUGAACAGCAUUUACCCAUGCUAACGCUUCCCUUCUGAUUGGCUGCAGCCUUGCACCACAAUAAACUCCACAGCACGUACGCAGGUGUAUUUGGAAUUACGU
This is a messenger RNA of Alligator sinensis (Chinese alligator), 1645 nucleotides long. RefSeq names its product propionyl-CoA carboxylase subunit beta (gene PCCB). The transcript is spliced from 15 exons. Gene Ontology annotation, molecular function: propionyl-CoA carboxylase activity. Gene Ontology annotation, cellular component: mitochondrion. Lineage: Eukaryota; Metazoa; Chordata; Crocodylia; Alligatoridae. Bases 16 to 1512 code for a protein of 498 amino acids. The record is from RefSeq and is a predicted model, not a curated record.